Molecule: messenger RNA, 1646 nt
Organism: Orycteropus afer afer
Lineage: Eukaryota; Metazoa; Chordata; Mammalia; Tubulidentata; Orycteropodidae
Gene: DNPEP
Product: aspartyl aminopeptidase
Biological process (GO): proteolysis
Molecular function (GO): aminopeptidase activity; zinc ion binding
Source: RefSeq, a predicted model, not a curated record
AUGGUCAUGACAGGCAGAGCCCGCAAGGAGGCGGUGCAGGCCGCGGCCAAAGAGCUCCUCAAGUUCGUGAACCGGAGCCCCUCUCCCUUCCACGCUGUGGCUGAGUGCCGCAGCCGUCUCCUCCAGGCUGGCUUCCAUGAACUCAAGGAGACCGAUAGCUGGGAUAUCAAACCCGAGAGCAAGUACUUUCUGACAAGGAACUCCUCCACCAUCAUCGCUUUUGCUGUGGGGGGCCAGUAUGUUCCGGGCAAUGGCUUCAGCCUCAUUGGUGCUCACACGGACAGCCCCUGCCUCCGGGUGAAACGCAAGUCUCGCCGCAGCCAGGUGGGCUUCCUCCAGGUGGGCGUGGAGACCUAUGGUGGUGGGAUCUGGGGCACCUGGUUUGACCGUGACCUGACCUUGGCUGGACGCGUCAUUGUCAAGUGCCCCACGUCAGGCCGGCUGGAACAGCGGCUGGUGCAUGUGGAGAGACCCGUUCUGCGUAUCCCACACUUGGCCAUCCAUCUGCAGCGGAACAUCAAUGAGAACUUUGGACCCAAUACGGAGAUGCAUCUAGUCCCUAUUCUGGCCACAGCCGUCCAGGAAGAGCUGGAAAAGGGAACACCUGAGCCAGGGCCUCUCAGUACUAUGGAUGACCGGCACCAUUCAGUCCUCAUGUCCCUGCUCUGCGCCCACCUGGGGCUGAGCCCCGAGGACAUCUUGGAGAUGGAGCUGUGCCUUGCAGACACCCAGCCUGCGGUCCUGGGUGGGGCCUAUGAGGAGUUCAUCUUUGCUCCCCGGCUGGACAACCUGCACAGCUGCUUCUGUGCCCUGCAGGCCUUGAUCGAUUCCUGCUCAGCCCCUGCCUCCCUGGCUACAGAGCCCCACGUUCGCAUGAUUGCGCUCUACGACAAUGAAGAGGUGGGGUCUGAGAGCGCCCAGGGAGCACAGUCACUGCUGACGGAGCUGGUGCUGCGACGCAUCUCAGCCUCGCCCCAGCACCUGACAGCGUUUGAGGAAGCCAUACCCAAGUCCUUCAUGAUCAGCGCCGACAUGGCCCAUGCGGUGCACCCCAACUACCUAGACAAGCAUGAGGAGAACCACCGGCCCUUAUUCCACAAGGGGCCCGUGAUCAAGGUGAACAGCAAGCAGCGCUAUGCCUCAAAUGCGGUUUCUGAGGCCCUGAUCCGAGAGGUGGCCAACAAUGUUGGGGUGCCCCUGCAGGAUCUCAUGGUGCGCAAUGACUCCCCCUGUGGUACCACCAUCGGACCCAUCCUGGCCUCUCGGUUGGGGCUGCGGGUACUGGAUUUGGGCAGCCCCCAGCUGGCCAUGCACUCCAUCAGGGAGACGGCCUGUACCACGGGAGUACUCCAGACCCUCACCCUCUUUAAGGGCUUCUUUGAGCUGUUUCCUUCUCUGAGCCGUGGCCUCACAGUGGAUUGAAGCCUCUUGAGAAGACUUCCCUUCCCAGUCCUUUGCCCUCAGAGGGGAAGUUCUUGGCUGAGCUGAAGCUGGAAGAAUUAAAGUGGAUUUUUCGCUCAAACUCACUCUGCUGGGCUUGUCUGGAGACUGAAAGGGUCAGGGUUGAGCCUGGCUUGAACCUCUGGAACCAAAACAGGGCACGUUGGGGUGCAGGUAGAGAGGCCAUGGGUGCUGGGAGCUGGUGG